This is a messenger RNA of Oryza brachyantha (malo sina), 1367 nucleotides long. RefSeq names its product 36.4 kDa proline-rich protein-like. NCBI's taxonomy places the organism in Eukaryota, Viridiplantae, Streptophyta, Magnoliopsida, Poales, Poaceae. The coding region runs from base 80 to 892 and encodes 270 amino acids. The transcript is spliced from 2 exons. The record is from RefSeq and is a predicted model, not a curated record.
CACACACACACCCCUACCUACACUACACUCUUCUCCUUCCUCCUCUUCUCAGCUUAAGCUAAGCUGAGAGCCAGCAGCCAUGGUGGCUGCCAAUCUGCGGCCGUUCCUCUUCACGCUGCUCCUCCUCCUCUCCACCGCCGUGGCGCCAAUCCUCGCCGAGUACGACCCCGAGUGCGACUGUGAGAAGCCCAAGAACCCUAAGCCGUCGCACCCGCCCAAGACCAAGCCCUCCUACCCCUCUCCCAAGAACCCUAGGCCUCCCAAGAGCCCCACCUACCCGUCGCCGCCGGUGACCCGGCCACCGAAGAGCCCCUCCUACCGCCCGCCGGUCGUCGGCCCUCCCAAGGGCCCCGUCACUCACCCGCCCAAGGGCCCCGUCCCUCGGCCGCCGGUCACCUACCCGCCGAUCACCACCCCGCCGGUCACCUAUCCCCCACCCGUCACCACCCCGCCGGUCGUCGUCGGCCCGCCCGUCACCUACCCGCCGCCGGUCGUCACCCCGCCAGUGACCUACCCGCCGCCCGUCAUCUCCCCGCCAGUGACCUACCCGCCGCCGGUCGUCACCCCGCCCGUGACCUACCCGCCGCCGACGACGACGCCGUGCCCGCCGCCGCCGCCGCCACCGACGUCGCAGAGGUGCCCCGUCGACUCGCUCAAGAUCGGCGCGUGCGUGGACCUCCUCGGCGGGCUGGUGCACGUCGGCAUCGGCGACCCGGUGGUGAACAAGUGCUGCCCGCUGCUGGAGGGGCUCGUCGAGCUGGAGGCCGCCGUCUGCCUCUGCACCACCAUCAAGCUCAAGCUCCUCAACAUCAACAUCUACCUGCCGCUGGCGCUCCAGCUCCUCCUCACCUGCGGCAAGAACCCUCCCCCCGGCUACACCUGCGCCAUCUAAGCUCAUGCCAUGGCGUCCCGGCCAAGCUCAAGUUCAUGUCGGCUACUCGACUAAUGAUGAGUACGAGGUGUAUUAAUUAAUUGUUGUUGCUUAAUUUGUUAGUGUGUGGAGACAUGAGAGGAUGUCGUCUGCUAGCUAGCUAGAGGAGGAACGGAUCGAUCCGCUAACGAUGGAUCGAUAGAUUGGAGUUCGUUUUGCUCUGUGUGUGUGUGUUUUUUUUUAACUUUGUUUCAAUGUUUCAGCUUAAUUGCAUGCUUGUUCUUCUUGAUUCGUGUGGUGCGUGGUGUGAGCUGAUCAAUAAGACAGCAACUGUUCAGAAAUUGUUUUCACUAAGAUCAUAUCAUCCUAGCCAGAAAUUAAUAAUGUAUGCCUGCCUUUAAUUUUGAUUAAAUAUGUAAUCCUGCAUAUUUCCAUGUGCAGACAGUGCGUGCAUGCAUGCAGUCGUACCAAUCUCAAUCUGAUGUUAUGUGUCGGA